AUGCCUGCGCCCUCGAAGCUCGGCCUCGCGCGCGCCGCGGCGACCGUCCUGUUCGUUUGCACUGCAGUGACGUGUGCGGUGUCCCAGGAGGUCCCGAACGUGACCUUGCCGGACGGAACGUCGUUCGACGACCUCCUAGGCAGCAAUCGGACGCGGACCGGUCCCGCACGUCAAGCGGAGAGCCCGGACCUCGUUGUUGUCAGCAGCGUCACUCCGAGGCCCGCGGACGGCCAGCCCGCGCAGAUCGUUCUGCGCAACCUCGGCGAACGCGUCGCGAACCUCACGGGCUGGAAGUUGUCGGACUCCAACCCCGUCAGGGAGCCCUACGAGCUCGGGCGGCCCGGCUGCGAGCGACAGGCGAUAUUGGAGUCCGGUGCGACGACAACUCUAACAACGGCUUCUGCGCGCGACCCGUGCGGCUUUGAGUUCUCUAUCUCGGGCCGGGACAGCGUGCGCCUCUUCGACGCCGGCAACAACGAGGUCAGCAAGGUCGCGUGGGCCUCCGUGCGCGAGGGAGCGACCAUCCACCUGAUGCCCGACGGCCGCUUCCGCGAGAUCGCGGGCGGCGGGAACAUCCUGGACACGAUGCGCGAGAUGGGCGUCUGCAACACCUUCCUCGAGGCGCUGGAGUUCACGGGCCUCGACGGGGCGCUCGCGGCCCCCAGCGACCCCGACUACGCGGGUCCAGUUCUGCUGGACGACGCCCCCGUGGCCACGCCCAACUUCCCGUGGUGGUUCGGUUUCGAACGGUCCCGCAGCCCGGUGCUCGAGCGCGCUCGGCGCGAAGCUGCAGCUGCGGCGCAGCGCCCGACCUCGAAGGGCGUCGCCGAUCUCGGGCCGUUCACGGUGUUUUGUCCGACGGACGCGGCGUUCGAGCAGACGCUGCAGGCGCUCGGGGGCUUCGCCGGGCCUCUGCCGCGGCAGGCGCUGUUCGAGAGCCCGGAGAUGACGGAUAUCGUCUUGUACCAUAUCUUGCCGGGCAAUUACAACUCGACGUCGCUCCGGAAUGGCACGGCGUAUGUCACCGCGCAGCUCUCGGAGCUCUUCGGCGUGCUGCGCGUCGGGCGCGCGCCGUUCUUCCUGCACGACGCCUGCGUGGACUUCCCAACGCCGGACCGAUUCGACUGCAAUUCUCAGAAGGAGUUUGGCAAAUGCCAGGACCCCUUCAUGGUUGCACCUGCCCCGGGGUGGCAGGGCGGGUACUGCCAGCGGACCUGCGGGCGCUGUUCGUGCGAGGCCGACGUCACCUGCGGCACCGUCGUCCUGCAAGACGUCCAGGCAUCCAACGGCGUCGUUCACGCCGUCGAUCGGCUGUUGUUCCCGCCGCCCGUGUUCAAGGACGUCGCCGCGCCCGCGCCGAUGCCCGAGGAGGACGACGCAGCCGCGCCGCCUGUGCGCCGGCCGCCGCCGGGCGCGCCGCGUUCCGGGCGGGCACGGGACCUGCCCGUGGACGAGCCGGACAGUGCCAGCCUGGCAGAGCUGCUGCCGAGCGCGCGCAGGGAGCGCGACGCGCCGCCGCGAGAGCCCGGCCCAUGA
This is a messenger RNA of Pedinophyceae sp. YPF-701, 1536 nucleotides long. The record is from the annotation of a GenBank genome assembly. Lineage: Eukaryota; Viridiplantae; Chlorophyta; Pedinophyceae.